ACAUGACACGUUUCCUGUCAAGAUGGCGGACAAUCUCCCUUCGGAGUUUGAUGUGAUCGUAAUAGGGACGGGUUUGCCUGAAUCCAUCAUUGCGGCUGCAUGUUCAAGAAGUGGACAGAGAGUUCUGCAUGUUGAUUCAAGAAACUACUAUGGAGGAAACUGGGCCAGUUUUAGCUUUUCAGGACUGUUGUCCUGGAUAAAGGAAUACCAGGAAAAUGGUGACACUACGAAUGAAAGUUCACGGUGGCAAGAACAGGUCCUUGAAAAUGAAGAAGCCAUUGGUCUUAGCAAAAAAGAUAAAACCAUUCAACAUGUGGAAGUAUUUUGUUAUGCCAGUCAGGAUUUGCAUGAAGAUGUUGAAGAAGCUGGUGCAUUGCAGAAAAAUCACGCAUCUGUGACAUCUGCGAACUCCACAGAAGCUGCAGAUUCUGCCUGCCUGCCUACAGAAGAUGAGUCAUUAAGCAUCGUGAGCUGCGAAAUGUCCGCAGAACAAACUCCAAGCAGUGAUCCAGAGAGUGCCCCAGAAGUAAAUGAUGCUGAAGCAACAGGGGAGAAAGGCGACCAUUGUGAUGAUAAAACUUCAGAAGAAGAAACAAGCACAAAUGUGCCUACAGCAGCAGACACCAUAGAGCAACCAAAGAAAAAUAGGAUUACUUACUCACAAAUUAUUAAAGAAGGCAGGAGAUUUAAUAUUGAUUUGGUAUCAAAGCUGCUGUAUUCUCGGGGAUUGCUCAUUGAUCUUCUUAUCAAAUCUAAUGUUAGUCGAUAUGCAGAGUUUAAAAAUAUUACCAGGAUUCUUGCAUUUCGAGAAGGAAGAGUGGAACAGGUUCCUUGUUCCAGAGCAGAUGUUUUUAACAGCAAACAACUUAGUAUGGUAGAAAAGCGAAUGUUAAUGAAAUUUCUUACAUUUUGCAUGGAAUAUGAGGAACAUCCUGAUGAAUAUAAAGGCUAUGAAGAGAUUGCAUUUUCUGAAUAUUUAAAAACUCAAAAAUUAACCCCCAACCUGCAAUAUUUUGUCCUGCAUUCGAUUGCAAUGACAUCAGAGACAACCACCACUACCUUAGAUGGCCUCAAAGCUACGAAAAACUUUCUUCACUGUCUUGGGCGAUAUGGCAACACUCCAUUUUUGUUUCCUUUAUAUGGCCAAGGAGAACUCCCACAGUGUUUCUGCAGGAUGUGUGCUGUAUUUGGUGGAAUCUAUUGUCUUCGUCAUUCAGUGCAGUGCCUUGUAGUGGACAAAGAAUCCAGAAAAUGUAAAGCAAUCAUUGAUCAGUUUGGUCAGAGAAUAAUGUCUACGCAUUUCCUAGUGGAAGAUAGUUACCUUUCUGAGAACAUGUGCUCACAUGUGCAAUAUAGGCAGAUCUCCAGGGCAGUCCUGAUUACAGAUAGAUCUGUACUAAAAACAGAUUCAGAUCAACAGAUUUCCAUUUUGACAGUGCCAGCAGAGGAACCAGGAACUUCUGCUGUUCGGGUCAUUGAGUUGUGUUCUUCAACGAUGACGUGCAUGAAAGGCACCUAUUUGGUUCAUUUGACUUGCACAUCUUCUAAAACUGCAAGAGAUGAUUUAGAACCAGUUGUGCAGAAGUUGUUUACUCCAUUUACCGAAAUGGAAAUAGAAAAGGAAGAAGUUGAAAAGCCAAGAAUUCUAUGGGCUCUUUACUUUAAUAUGCGAGAUUCUUCAGACAUCGACAGGAAUUGUUAUAAAGAUUUGCCAUCCAACGUUUAUGUCUGCUCUGGCCCAGACUGUGCUUUAGGGAAUGAUAACGCAGUCAAACAGGCGGAAACACUUUUCCAGCAAAUCUACCCCAAUGAAGACUUCUGUCCACCCCCGCCAAAUCCUGAAGACAUCAUACUUGAUGGAGACAGUUCACAACCAGGGGCUUCAGAGUCCAUUGCCAUACCAGAGGCCAACUCAGAGACUCCGGAGGAAAGUGCAAACCUGGAAAACCCACAGGCACCCUCUGAAUAACACAUACACACAAAACUAGACACCUUGCUUUUGAAAUCCUCUUGGCCUCAGUUUUCUUGAUGGAGCAACUGUUUUGAGAAGUAUUAGAAAGCAGCGACCAAUUGACACAUAGAAUUACAAGGAGAAACAGGUCAUAGAAAUCCUAAAGGGGAUUUUUUGUCUUGAAGAGGACAUUCCAAGAAUACAGAAUAUUUCUAAAGCACAUUAAUUUGCAUAUGUUAAACCUGUGAUAUAAGCAGAUGAAAUUAGAAAUGGAGUGAUUCCCAGGAAUACAGCAGUCCUAUGCAUUGUCAGUAAUUCUGUGCUGUUAGCACAUUAGUUUGUCACUUUGUACCUUGGUUUGAAAGCCACAGCUUCAGAAUCAGCUAACACAUUUCCUUUGUGGAUAUGAGCAUCAUGACAUAAAUGAUGAAAGCGUACAUAUUCAAGUAUCAUGAUCCAGGCAGCAGCCUAGCCUGUGUUUGGAAUAGAUUUGUUUUCUCUGUUGAGAUGUAUUGAAGAUAUUAGGAUGUUUGGAUAUUUUUAUAAAUCAUAAGUCCAUUACUUGGUAGUAUUUUUAAUAUUAGUUGUGAUAUUUGUAUGUGAAUCAUCUACACACUGGGUAAACUCAAUAAUAAAGAAAUGAAAGAAUGGAAGGAGAGGUUAGGAUAGGCUCAUUGGUAUUUGGAGAUUCUGUCCAGACAACUACCUGGAAUACUAGUCUAAUUGUCUAGAGACCUAAUUUAGUCCUGGCUCUGCUGCUUAUGAUAUUAAGCAAAUUGUUUAAUUUCUGGGCUCCAGUUUCUCCAUAUGUAAAAAUAGAAAUAGUAAUACCCUGCCUACUGUAUGACAAUGACUAUAAUGAUAAACAUAGUACCAUCCUUAGGAUGCUUUUACUGAAAGAAAGUUGUUUCUGCGUUUUUUUUGUUGUUGUUGUUGGCUUGGGGAUGAAUGUCAGAAAUCUCAUGUAGCAAAAAAUUGCUGUCAACUCCCCAAGAAGAUAAAUUAGUGUUUUUAUUGCAUUCAAUUUCUUAAAUGAAAAUGUUUCAUAAAUUAGUGUUUUAAUGUCUUUUAGACCAGUAAACAUGGUAAUACAUGGAAUUAUAGUUUUGAAAUCCUAUAAGGGAAACACUAUAAAUUCUUCAUAUUCCUUUUCUGAUAGGUCAACCUUAAACCACCAAGGACUCUGAAUAGAGUAGGACAGUUGAUAAACCCUACUAUACACCCCACAUAAAAAUGUUAGAGCUGUACAAUCAGCAACUGUACUUACAAUGAUAGUGCCUAUAUUUAAAUUUUCCCAAAUGCCAAGCUCUGAUGGUCUACUUUUUUUGAGCAAUAGUUUGGAUUUGCAACUGCCUGUAAGUAAAUAAGCAAAGGUUCUUGUUGCAAGCUCUGGCCUGGAUUAUCUGUCAAGGGGCCAUGACUCUAGUGGAAAGCACAUAGUUCUUACACCUCAGCUCAACCAGUCCCUGACCUAACCAGGUUCCAGAGAAGGUCUUGAAGCUAGCUGUGCCGGGUCCUAGAUUCAUAGAAAUGGAAGAACCAAGGAAUGUAGCUCUUGCCUCACCUUCCAACCCCUGCAGAUAAUGGCUGAAUCUAGAAGGAAAAACUUCCUAGCCUCUUGGGCUGCUCCUAUCCCCGCCUCCCAGUGUACAGCCCCUCUCCUCUCUCUUUAGCCCCCUCUUUCCCUCUUUUCCCCUUUUAUAUUGUCACACAAAUCAGGGACAGUAGAAUCACAUUAUAACCUACUUUGCUAUAGUUAUGCAGAUCAAAAGUCAAAUCAUCUUUCCUGAAACCUAGCUAAGGCAUGCACCAACUGCCUAGUACUUACCUGUAAGUAUAUCAGGCAUUGGUCCUGCCCCUUGAUACCAGCAAUAUAAAAGGUUCCAUUAGAAGAGACUAUUGAAUCUGAAUACAGUUGCAGUAAGUGGCACCAAUAAAGAUAUUAUACUUUAUUAUAGUCUCAGAGUUUAGGGCUCCUGGAUGCAGCAUACACAUUUAUGUAAAUAGACAAUCAGGGUAGGCCUAGCUUAACUAGAAAAAUUCUGGUAGCCUUACUGCAGCUGUCUAUAUGCAGAACAAUGAGGGAGAUAUUUUGUGAUCUCAUGGGCCAGCCCACAUUGUACCCAUCUCAUACAUCAGCCAGCAUCAGAAUCUCUCCUCUAGGUCAUUAAAUACUGUUGAAAUGUUUCAAAGCUCCUGAAUAUAAUGAUUAAAUUAUUGAUGAAUUAAGAUAUACAACUGCUUAGAGAAGUUUAAAUAUUUCCUGUUGCCUCAGAAUGUAAUAGAAAUUAAGAGCUUUCUUUUCAGCUAUCUUAAUUACUGCAAAUGUUUGUUUUCAGUUUUAAGUAAAAAAAAAUUGCUUUUACUAUAAAACUUUAAGCCUGAAAUCAUAUGAAUAAAAAUAAUGGUGUAUAUAAUGCAAACUUUUCUGUAUCUAACUUAAAAUUUUAAAAACUGCUAUUAUUAAAACAUUUUGAUGUAUGUGUUGAAAAUGUUUAGUUAUGCAUGUUUAUUAACCAAAAAUGAUAAUAACCAUUCAGUAUAGUGAUUGAUAACACAAUCAGUAAAUAAUCUUGUCUAUGGUAUUUUUUUUCUAGUUGAUGUGCCUGCCCAGAAAACCAUAUAUAUAAUAAUUUAUAUUUUUCUAUAGGAAAAUAGAAUUAGUUUUCCUCAUCUCCUAUGAUAUUUAGCUGUCCAUAGUGUGAUGGCUAUGUUAUGUUAAAGAGUAACUUCUAGAAUGGUGGUAAUUUCUGAGAUUAGCAACCCUUUGUCUGAUAAUGGCCAUGUUAAUGAUUAACUUCUGUCACCACUGUAGAUUCCUGGAUUCACAGACUUCUAUAGACUUCCAAAAAACAAAUUGUUGAGAUUUGAUUGCUAAAUCAUAAUGAUCCUUUCAAGCAGGAAUUAAAACCAUUUUCUUGAAAAUCAAUUAUUUAUGUGCAUUGGUUUUGAAUAAUGUCUUUUACUCUGAAUUCUCAUAUGUAUUUUUAAAAGCAUGAAAUAUGAAUUCAAAAUUUGCACAGUAUAACAGUAAGUAUUCAGAGGAAAUAAAGACUUUUUAAUGCCUUUCAGGUGUGGUAUCCAAUUUUUACAUAUUAAAAGUUGGUAUAUAUGCCAAGCACUUAAAGAUUGUCUUAGACCUGAUUUUUUGUUUUACUGUUAUUUAAAUAAAUAAUUGUUUGGCUGUA
Messenger RNA from Oryctolagus cuniculus (rabbit), 5139 nucleotides. It is a transcript of the gene CHM, whose product is annotated as CHM Rab escort protein. Gene Ontology annotation, molecular function: GDP-dissociation inhibitor activity. Gene Ontology annotation, biological process: small GTPase-mediated signal transduction; protein geranylgeranylation; vesicle-mediated transport. Gene Ontology annotation, cellular component: nucleus; cytosol; cytoplasm. NCBI's taxonomy places the organism in Eukaryota, Metazoa, Chordata, Mammalia, Lagomorpha, Leporidae. The record is from RefSeq and is a predicted model, not a curated record.